Etheostoma cragini (Arkansas darter) is the source of this 1701-nucleotide messenger RNA. It is a transcript of the gene triqk, whose product is annotated as triple QxxK/R motif containing. Lineage: Eukaryota; Metazoa; Chordata; Actinopteri; Perciformes; Percidae. The record is from RefSeq and is a predicted model, not a curated record. The transcript has 4 exons. Gene Ontology annotation, cellular component: endoplasmic reticulum membrane. Bases 218 to 472 code for a protein of 84 amino acids.
CGGCUGUCUGUCAUCAGUGUUGCCUUUAAAACAGGAACUCGUACUGGGGGAAGUGGUGUGUUGGCAUUUUGGAGAAAUGGGGAUCGAAGUACAAUAAAACUGUAAAUGAUAUCGUUCCGCGUGUCCACAAACAACAACCAGGCAUUUCUUAAUGCAGAAACACCUCUACUAAGCGACAUAUUCUCUCGAUAAACAAGAGCAGUGCUGAGGAAGGAGAAUGGGGAAGAAGGAUGCCAUAUCGACCGGAUUACCAGUUGAUCAGUACCGAAAACAAAUUGGUAAGCAGGACUACAAAAAGACAAAGCCAGCUUUGAAGGCCACGCGGCUGAAAGCUGAAGCUAAGAAGUACUCCUCUGGAUUCAAGGAUGCAUUCCUGGUGAUUGCAGCAAUCCUUCUCUUUGUCCUGUGUGUCUACGCCUUCUUCUACCUCAACCUGAGCACCGAGAUCAACCUGGACGUGGAUGUGGAUUAAUUAAAGGUGGACCGUGUCGUGAAGACGUACACACAUCAAACACGAGGACGGGACACAGUCUGUUAGCUUUUUUACACACUUUUGGUGACACGGUGACAACAAACUGCCUCUUUAGGUGAAAUGAGAAAAUACAUCGAAUAUGUGUCGGGCUUUUUUUUAAAACUUGCAUCAUCUUGUAUCUGCCAUUGAAUUUCUUCUUUCCCUUUAAUUUCUGCAGGGGAGCACAUAAACUGUAAUCACUGUACUGACACGUAUUUUACCAUGGUUCUACAUUCAUAAAUGUUAGUUUCUUCUAUUCUUUCCCCGAGCCUGCAUCUGGAAGCUUCGAUUCUUUUUCCCUAAAAUAUUCAGUGACCUCUCGCAUUGUGGCACUUUGACUUUCUGCUACAAAAUCUACAAACGGCAAAGAAAAUGAGCCUCUUUCUCGAAACUACGAUCGAGACCAAGCCUCUUGUUACAGUAAUCAUAUUUUGCAGAGUCACGUCCCACUGUUUUCUCCACUAAUAGAAAAAUGUAAAUCUCCCACUGAACCUCUCGUCACAUCCAGACAAACACUUCGCCUCACAUUCCAGUGCACAAACCUCUCCUCCCGUAUGUCUGCAGAUCACAAAGUGUGAGAUUAGAAUCCAAAAGCCCUCGCCCUGAUUGGAUGUGUGUGCAGAAUACAGAACAACACAUUCUACCUGCCACACAUACACACCGCCCAGAGACAGACAUCCACAGGGAUUAGCAUUACAAAGAUGAUCCUGUUCUUUCAUUUAAAUGAAAAUUACAGACAUGAGUGAGGACUGAAUGGAGAUAAGCCUGUAUGUUUCUCAUAAGGAAAACCUUGACAGUUAGUGUCUUGUCAAAUGUAUGUAUUGUUGUCCCCUUAAGGAUGUGAUGUGUCUAUAUGAAUAGUAUUGUCAAACCCUCAGUCUCUUUACUCUUUUUGCAUUAGUGCUGCAAAGUGCGAGGACUGACCUUCCAUCAACCAUUACAGUCAAAGGGCUUCCAUUGUUAAAGAGAUUAUUUGUUGGUGAAGGAGUGCAGACUCUGGCUUUUAUUUCAUCCAUUAUCUUGCAGAUUUGUUCAUUUAGUUCCUUUUUUGUUCAUUAUUAAUAUUUCUAUUCCAUGUUUAUCUUAGUACCUCAACUAGCAAUACCAAUACUGUUCUCUUAAAGGCAAUUGAUGCAUUGUUUAGGAUAUGACUCUUAUAUUAGUGAAAUGCAUAAAAGGCCAAUACCAAA